UAUUUUUAACAUUGGCAGUGUUUCACAAAACAUCCACAUUUUGAUUUUCGUACCCUAUGGCAACAUCAUCAAAUUGACAUUUCGCCAUAUUAGUUUCAAGUUCCACUUCGUUCCGACAGCGUUUCUCUCUUUCUUCUACGGCUGUUCGCCAUCCAAGAUGACGAAAGGUACAUCAAGCUUUGGUAAACGCCAUAAUAAGACGCACACUUUGUGCCGUCGCUGCGGACGUUCAUCCUACCAUAUCCAAAAGUCAACAUGCUCCCAAUGUGGAUAUCCCGCUGCUAAGUUGCGUUCAUACAACUGGUCAGUGAAGGCUAAGAGGAGGAAGACCACUGGUACUGGUCGCGUGCGUUACUUGAAAGUGGUCAGACGUCGUUUCCGCAACGGUUUCCGUGAGGGUACCCAAGCUAAACCCAAGAAGGCCACCCAGGCCAAAUAAGUGACUUAACAUGUACCAACGCUUAUUAGCCGGUUUUUGUGUGUCUACUGUCUAGGGUUGAUUUCUUUUUUUAAGGAAUUGUUUAAACUAAAAAGGAGAUAAAUAAAAUAUUCUGUUUUUUUGUAAAACAA
Molecule: messenger RNA, 570 nt
Organism: Zeugodacus cucurbitae (melon fly)
Lineage: Eukaryota; Metazoa; Arthropoda; Insecta; Diptera; Tephritidae
Gene: RpL37a
Product: probable 60S ribosomal protein L37-A
Exons: 3
Coding region: 158-439 (93 amino acids)
Biological process (GO): translation
Cellular component (GO): cytosolic large ribosomal subunit; ribosome
Molecular function (GO): structural constituent of ribosome; RNA binding
Source: RefSeq, a predicted model, not a curated record